AGCACUCUAGAAGUGUACUGAGUAUGUAAUUGUUGUUGUAAGGUCAGCGUCGAGUGACGCUGUCCUAUUUCCCACGCUGGCUGCGUCCGUAGGUAGCCAACCUUGAACUGUCCACCCGCGACCACUGGCCCUUUCCCACGCUGGUUGAGCUCAGGGUAGCCGACCUUGAACUGCCCACCCCCCGGCCACUGGUCUAUUGUUACACCCGCCUGAGAACUUGGGUGGAAACAAUGACCAGACAGGGCGAGGGGGGGGCAGGGGAUGGAGGGAUCGACAUUCUAGAAUGUUCCGAGGGUAGGGAAAUAUAAGUAGCGGGGCGGACAGUGGUUGGCAUGCUGUUGAGAUUUUUGAGAGAGAGAGAGAGGAGGCAGGCCAGCAAUCGAGAAAAGAGUUGAAUAAAGAAACUUCAACGUGAGAAAUCCAUCUUGUGUUUUCCUGUACAACGUAGUCCAACCCUACGUAGCCAUUGACGUAUUGGUUACAAUUGCUUGCUGUAUAUGUAUGAGCCAGGACGCGGGGCCACGCCACCCAUCUUCUUCGCUUUCUGUACUGGCUUCCCAUCUGUUCUGACAUCCAGUACAAAGUGUCCGUGCUGUGUUUUAAGUUGUUUGCUGGCACCUGUACACCUGUCCUGAUUAUUUUUCUCAACUGCUAGGCAACAUACACUGUAUGCUACUCACUCAUGUGGUGAGCGCCUUCAAGGGACGCCACUCCAGCACAGCAAAUUGGUUACUUAGGUAAUCAAUGGGCAGCCAUCUCGCCAGUGUUUUUCACCAUUUUUUUCUCCCCGAUUGCGCGGAAACCUGCCAGCUAUUAGAGAUUUCUGGAGUGUUUUCCCCAUUUUGUCCCCCCGACUGUAAGCUUACCUGCAAGCUGCGAGCUUUUCUACAGACCUAUUCUCAUUGCCGCUGGGAUAUAUCUUGCUGCUACCAGUAAUUAUAAUCAGUAAUAUUCAUUCCUCUAGCGGUCACAUAUAUCUUGUGCACAGAGCUAGCGGUCACAUAUCUUGCGGGGUGUACUGCAUGCUCUGGAAUACUUGCAUGUACACAGAAGUGUGAAGGCUAGCCAUGUUUUAAUAUCAGGUAGCUUAGUUUCCCGUCAAAUCCCCGUUUGUAGGACGCAACCAACGCUUCAAACCCCUGCUUGCAACCUCUGAGCAACUAAGACGUUAAAACAUUCCCCUGUAACUAGAGAAUAAUAAAAGUAAUAAUAAUAAUGAUAAAUGUAACUAUGAUACUCUUCAAAUUUCUUUGUUGUAAAAGAUGAAUGUGGUGUUUUUAACGGUUUGGUCGUUAGGACCAUGUUAGAGGCCACCCAGCAAACACGAAAGAUUCGGCCAAGUUUGGACCAAUGUUACAAGCUUGGCCGAAUCUUGCGUGUUUGCUGGGGACUGAUCUAGAUUUCCUUCUCUCUCCCGCUGAGACGUAAGCUGGUCAUGUGACUUGGCACUACACUCUUCCUACAACGGUCCUUCAGGCUAUACCUCGACAGUAAAAGAACUGGCUUCAGACCAGCGUAGUCUUUAACUGGUGCCAGUCAAGAAAGGAAGGAAUGCAUACUUUAUGGCCCAUGAAAUGAUGAAAAAAUAAAGAAUGUUUGGAAAUGAUGGAGAGGGAAAUUAAACAAUCCGCAAAUCUUUUGAACCAGCAGGCAGUAGGGGAUUUACCUAAAGAAGUGCUCAUGCAUAUCAUUAGCUAUCUUCCAACAGAAACUUUAGCCGCCUGCGUGGCAGCACAUGUCUUCAACAACAUUAUUCUUGAUGAAAAGUUCCUCGACAUGCAUACCAGAAAUGUUCUUGGGUUUCCAAGCAACUACACCCAGAUCACACAUAGCAUCAUACCACCUGCUGUGCUCCCAGUGCAAGAAUUAUGGUUCCAAACUUAUCUUGCUAAAGCUCUACCUAACAUGGUCAGCUCGAUCCGAUCUGGUUGUGUAUUCUACGAUCUCCUGUGCUUCAAGCACUUGUUGGAAUCAUGGCUUCUGCAGGCAGUGGGAUUCAAAUUCACCAACUUUGCUUAUCAUGUUGCAGGCGACAAGUUACCUCCAUUACCUAUAAGCAAACUUCAAGCUGUUCCCCUGGACAUUCAUAUCCGACAGUAUGUGACUAAGAUGGCAUUGUGCUGUCCAGAAAUUCUCUUGAAGACUAUAAAUAACUUUGAGGUUAUGUCCAUUACCAUGUCAAGUCCAUCUGAUCUGGAUGAUCCUUGGACUGUUGGAAUUCCUCUGGCUUUAAAAACCAGCUUCACUCCUCAUGUCAGUAUUGAAGUGGUGCUUCAGCAAAAAGGUCUCCUUCUAACUUCCUUCCUGCUAGUUUUGGAUGCAAAUGAGUGGAUUGGAUGGACAGGCUUAAUUGACUACUCCACUUUUCGAUGCCUUGAUACAUGGCAAACAUGUAAGUUUGGGUUUAACAUAGACCUGGCUGAUAUGAAGGUUGCAUUUCACAGCUUAUUCCAACAACUGUUAGAUUAUGUAGGCACAGAAUAUGUAUCUGUUCAUUGUAGCAGUGCUUUUUUUUUCCGAGGCAUACACAGGCUUAUGCAGCCCCGACAAAUACUGCGUCAACAAAUGCAAGCUGUCUUAGAGAGGGAAGCAGCUCGCAUCACCAAAAAGAUAUCUACAAAGAUAGGAUCUGAGCAGCGCAAGGAACUAAUAACAUUCCUUGAUGCACUGCAUUUUAUGCCACAGGUUGUGAGAAAACAGGGUGAGAUGACAAGACACUUGCACUUGCCUUCUAGAACCCUUGAAGUUGCCAUUCAGCGCUACACCCACCGCGUGUUAAACAACCUCUUUGGAGCGGAGGUGCUAAAUCUGUACUCUGACCCAGCUUGUCAUGUUGUCCUAUGCAACGCCUGCAGCAGCACCCAGCUUCUCAGUAGCAGUCCUGCUCGCAGUUGUCUGAAGCGCGUUAGCCCUCAGAAUUUACCCUUGAGGAUCUGGCCAUUGCACAUUAUUCAAGUGUCGGUGGUCAUACUUCCAGCACUGAGCAAACUAGUCGGGCUUGACAUGGAACGAUGGAGGCGAGGACUUCACAACCAGCCACUAACAAAGAAGAUAAAGACUUUUGCCAGGCAGGUUCUUCAAGCAGUUGACCUUGACUUUGACACCGAGCUCAGUGACUGUGGGCCUGUUGUGAAAGGAAUUAAGUUUUAAUAAUGCUCCCAGACAUGCAGAUUUACAGAACUGUAUUUACCCAGCUUGAAUCCACACAAAAAUCACACAGUAAAUGCUUAGUGGCCAAGAGUGAGGCGUUGUGUGAAAAGGCUGUCAGAUAAUCUUUCACACUUACAAAAAUCAAACUAAGUAAAUCCUGCAAGAAAUGUAUUUUUUUUCAAAAAUGUGAAACAUGAUAUGCUUUACAAGGUGUGAACAUUGGAUUGAACUGGUUGAUGAAAGGAAGAGCCCAUCAUCAAUGGUUGUAGCUGACACCACAAGCCUCUAUUUUAACAGUCAAGCAACAUCAGCUGGUCUUCUAUGACCACGUGACCCGGCACGACACCCUGUCAAAGACUGUCCUUCAAGGCACCUUGGAGGGUAGUGGACGCCGCGGUAACCAGAGAAAGAACUGACUUAUGAAGUUCAAAGACUGGACUGGUCGUCCUGUACAGGACCAUGCAGACUAUCGCCCACAAUAGACGAGAGUGGCGGCCUGUCAGCUGCUAGUCUAUCCAUGUGAUCCCCCCAACUACAGAUGGCGGUCAAGGGACGACUGGUUAUAGCCUGCAUACAAUUGAGUUCUCUCCCAAUAUAGACAUUAUUAUUCUCUUGCUACUGUGUGCAUGUCUUAAGCAUGCUCUAGUGAGACAUUAAAGACAGCUACUUACAUGAUGCAUGCAGUAUACAGCUACUCGUUUACACAAUGCAUGCAGUAUACAGCUACUUACAUGAUGCAUGCAGAAUACAGUUACAUGAUGCAUGCAGUAUACAGCUACUCAUUUACACAAUGCAUGCAGUAUACAGCUACUUACAUGAUGCAUGCAGAAUACAGUUACAUGAUGCAUGCAGUAUACAGCUACUCAUUUACACAAUACAUGCAGUAUACAGCUACUCAUUUACACAAUACAUGCAGUAUACAGCUACUCGUUUACACAAUGCAUGCAGUAUACAGCUACUUACAUGAUGCAUGCAGUAUACAGCUACUCAUUUACACAAUACAUGCAGUAUACAGCUACUCAUUUACACAAUACAUGCAGUAUACAGCUACUCAUUUACACAAUACAUGCAGUAUACAGCUACUCAUUUACACAAUGCAUGCAGUAUACAGCUACUUACAUGAUGCAUGCAGAAUACAGUUACAUGAUGCAUGCAGUAUACAGCUACUCAUUUACACAAUACAUGCAGUAUACAAAACUCAUUUACACAAUACAUGCAGUAUACAGCUACUCAUUUACACAAUACAUGCAGUAUACAGCUACUCGUUUACACAAUGCAUGCAGUAUACAGCUACUCAUUUACACAAUGCAUGCAGCAUACAGUUGGCAUACAGAUUUAUACUAUGAGAAAUAGCAAGCCCUUCUCUAUUUACAUUAACUCCUCGACUGCUACCUGUUGUCGAAAGAUGAUGGUGAUCCACUGGUAUUGGCUGUUGCGGUUGUAGGCAUGAGACAAAUGGAUAAACUAAGCAGUUGACAAGACUAUCGCCACUUAGGCCUGUCUUGAGCGGCAGUUAGCAGGUCAUGCAUGGGAUGACCAGUACACUCCUUACUGUCUGCAAGUAGUUCUUCAUUUCAUGUCAACCUUCCUCCAAAUAACUCUGAUGGAGGGUUUUAGACAGUGUCAUGCUGGGUCACAUGACCUAACCACAUCAGCUUACGCUGCUCAAGUGUCAUGAGAAGGGCUUAUGGGUGUCCUACAAGUGUGGCGACCAUGCUCCACACAGUCACUGGUUUUGUGUGCCACUGUUGCUGUCAUGAUCCCAAUGCAGAUGUCUAACAAUGGAGCUGCCAUGAUCCUGAUGCAGAUGUCUGCCAUCUUUGGAAGAUGCAGAUCCUAAACAGAGCUGUACACCUCCAUGAGCUGUACUCUGUACAUAUCUGCCAUUGCCAAUGACUAUGUCUUAACUCUUGUCAGUGCAGGUCUGCAUUCAAGCUGUCAGUCUGUUGGCGAGCUCCUGUAGGUCACCGCUGAUGUCUGCUAUCAGUUCAAUGUUGUCUACAAAGCAUAGGAAAUGGUAUGAAGGUUUUCUCACACGAUAUUCUCCAUGUGUAGAUUGUAUAAUUUACUCCAUGAAUUCCUCAACAACAAAAAUGAGCAGGCAUGUAGACAAUUCUCUGAGUAGGCAUAUAGAUUGCCACUUAAAGUAGUAUUCAGUAGGGAAAGCAUGUCUCUCUCUACCAUACAAAAGUCCACUACCCAGAUGCCUUUGGAAUUCCCAGAAAUAGUACCCAAGAACUACAGUGUAUAUUCUCUGCUUCAUAUCUGCUAAUACCCAGUGAGCAUAUCUAACCUUUGAUUACAGAGAACAGACAAUCUCGUUUUACAAAGGGAAGAUAACCACAAUCCUCAAAAACCUAUAGGAUGAAGCAGCAGCUAUAGUCUAUGACUACACAUAAAGUCAUAGAGGUAUAGGAGCAAGCAUGAGAGAACAGUCAAUUUUAGUUUGAUACUGCAUGCAGCUCCAGACCUGCAAUGGAAAGAUAACAUUUAGGAAGUGGGAUAUUCUGCAGUCCAGGAACUUAUGGCCCUAAAAUUAAGGACUUUGUUCUCUGAAAUUGUCUCGAACUGGAUGUAAGUUUACUCAAAUCCUGAAGCACA
Molecule: messenger RNA, 5751 nt
Organism: Pomacea canaliculata
Lineage: Eukaryota; Metazoa; Mollusca; Gastropoda; Architaenioglossa; Ampullariidae
Exons: 3
Coding region: 1603-3150 (515 amino acids)
Molecular function (GO): protein binding
Source: RefSeq, a predicted model, not a curated record